Molecule: messenger RNA, 2832 nt
Organism: Drosophila serrata
Lineage: Eukaryota; Metazoa; Arthropoda; Insecta; Diptera; Drosophilidae
Product: WD repeat-containing protein 48 homolog
Biological process (GO): double-strand break repair via homologous recombination
Molecular function (GO): ubiquitin binding
Source: RefSeq, a predicted model, not a curated record
GGCAACCCCAACAGGCACAGGAGAGUGUGGGGAACGAAUGGGGAGCGAAAGAGAGCGGAAUAGGUGCGAAAAAUUUGUAGCUGGUUGGAAAUUCCUUGAUUUUGAUCCGCAAAGAAAAGUAAAUAGCAAGUGCCGGACAGGAACACCGAUAGAUGUGCGUGCCCCACGAGCAGCACCCGACGCGAAUCGCCACAUCCGCAGCCAGCGCCUGAACCAGCGCAGUCCAGUCCAGUCCAGAGAUUUCGCCGAAGCCCACAGUGCAGCAGAUCCGCGGAAGACAUGUUGACGCACAAAACUUGUCAAGCCCGUAAGAAAAUGCAGGUUUCCUUUGUGAUACGGGACGCGGAGGAGAAGCAGCAUCGGAAUGGCGUCAAUGCACUCCAGCUGGACCCAAACAACGGCAAGCUGUACUCGGCAGGGCGCGAUGCCAUCAUCCGGGUGUGGAACACACGCACGGAGUCCAGUGAGAAGUACAUACAGUCGAUGGAGCACCACAACGACUGGGUCAACGACAUAGUGCUCUGCUGUAAUGGACGAAACCUUAUCAGCGCCAGCUGUGAUACCACGGUGAAGGUGUGGAACGCCCAGAAGGGCUUCUGCAUGUCCACCCUCCGCACCCAUCGGGACUACGUGCAGGCGCUGGCCUACGCCAAGGAUCGGGAGCAUGUGGCCAGCGCCGGGCUGGACAAAGCCAUCUUCCUGUGGGACGUGAACACAUUGACAGCUCUGACUGCCAGCAACAACACGGUGACCACAUCUAGUCUGACCGGGUCCAAGGACUCUAUCUACAGCCUGGCCAUGAAUCCCGCAGGCACUGUCAUCGUGAGCGGGUCCACCGAGAAUAUCCUGCGCAUUUGGGAUCCACGCACCUGCAUGCGCAGCAUGAAGUUACGCGGCCACACGGAGAACGUUCGCUGCCUGGUUGUCUCGCCCGACGGUAAUCAGGUGGUCUCCGGCAGCUCCGACGGCACCAUCAAGGUGUGGAACCUGGGCCAGCAGCGAUGCGUUCAAACCAUUCACGUGCACAAGGAGGGCGUGUGGUCGCUGUUGAUGAGCGAGAACUUCCAGUACAUCAUCUCCGGCAGCAGAGAUCGGAACAUCAUAGUAACCGAAAUGCGGAAUCCCAGCAACAAGAUGCUGGUGUGCGAAGAGCAGGCACCCGUGCUUAGUUUGGGCUACAACAUCGACAAGACCGGGGUGUGGGCCACCACCUGGAAUUCGGACAUCCGCUGCUGGAAGCUGCCCAUGUACGACAGGUGUACGUUAAACUCCUCCGGCGGCAUGGACGCCCAGUGGACGCAGGGCGGCACAGAAGUCGCCUGCAUUAAGGGCGGGGCUGCCAUCAAAGAGUGCACGGUGCUUAACGACAAGCGUUAUAUAAUAACCAAGGAUUCCGAGGAUCAGGUUGUCGUCUACGACGUGCUGAGAGUAGUUAAAAAGGAUCAGCUGGGGGCAGUCGACUACGAGGCGGAAGUUAAGAAGCGCAACAAGCAGGUGUACAUUCCAAAUUGGUUCACUGUCGAUCUGAAAACAGGGAUGCCCACGAUUGUGUUGGGCCAGGAGGAAGUGGAUUGCUUCGCGGCCUGGGUGUCCAUUGAAGCCGGCCUGCCGGAGUGCGUGGAUCCCACAACAGAGAUUAAGAUAAACUAUGGCAAACUGCUGCUAGAGGCCCUUCUCGAGUACUGGACACCACCGCAUACCAUACCACCAAACGAAAUGGAUCCGGACAUGCAUGGCAAUGGUUACUUUCAAGUACCAAAACAUACGCCCGUUAUCUUUAGCGAAGUGGGCGGCCGGACCGUAUGUAGGCUCUUAGUGCGCGACGCAGCUGGCGAUAGCGAGAGCACGCUGCUUCACGAGACGGCGCCACAGUGGGUGACCGAUGUGGUGAUCGAAAAGAACAUACCCAAGUUCCUGAAAAUACCGUUCUUCCUGCAGCCUCAUCCGCAAAUGACCAAGCCAGAGCGCACGAAGAAGGAUCGCCUGGUGGCCAAUGAGUUCAUACAGUGUCGCAAGGUGUGCGAACAUGUGCUGGAAAAGGUGCUCAAUGCGGAGACCACGCCUAGCGGUGGCAAUAACGCUAACAAUUCCCUGCAAAAUAGCCAGAGCGAUGCCAACUCGGAGGGAUCGCAACUGCCGGCGGAGGAGCGCAUUGAAUUGUGGUGCAACGAUGUGGUUGUGGAUCCCAAUAUGGACCUGCGCACGGUGCGCCACUUUAUCUGGAAGCAAUCUACCGACCUUACGUUUCAGUACAAGACGAAGCAGAACUUCAACUACGAUGGUUCGAUCGGGGAUAGCCUGGAGCGCGUGACGCGCAACAAGUAUUGAACGCCUGGUAUGUGAUCUCCCGCCUAACCGAAGCAGCAGCAGCAGUGUACCGAUGAUGCAUUAUUGAUAGAGAAUGAGAUUUGGCGCAGAUCGAUUAACCAUUUUAUAUGUAUUUAUGAACGUCUUUGUCAUUCGAGGAGGAAUAUGUUUAAACAUUUCACAUAAAGAGCACCUCGUGCUCCUAUUUGUUUUGUUUUACUUCGCCUCUUUCCGCGUACUUCAGAUUCAGACUUAUAACAAUUAAGCUUGCGACACAACACACACGUAGAUAACUGCAGACAUACCAUUUACAUGUAUUUGCAUCUGAAGCAUCUAGACCUAGGGAAUUGCGCCUAUGUGUAUGUAAUAUUCACAAUUGUUUCACAUUAGGUUUAUAAAUAUAUAUAAUUAUAUACAUAGAACGUAAGUACAUCUAAAGAAUCUGUUAAAGAUACAAAAAAUCAAUGCAAUUGUAGAAAUCCAACCUGUAAAACGCUCUAUGCAAGCCAAUUUGUACAUAAGUAA